AAGAGAAGGGAUAGCAUACUUUCUGUCCUCUCGUGGCUUAUCGUCCUCGUCCCCCACCUUCUCUCUCUAGUUCACUCUUUCUCUCUCCUCUCAACGGUUCGUUCUGUGAGGAGAGACGUCAGUAUAUAAGCGCACGAAGUGUAUGAACUUGAUUUUAGCAACAAGAUUAACUUAACAAAAGAGCAUGGAAGAGGAACAGGCAAAGGAGGUUGUAGAACUAGUGGAUUCUUAUGUUGGUUUGGAAGAGGAAGGUGAUGCAUGCUGUGUUGUAGAGGAUGUUGAAGCUUCUAUGGAUCUGGAUGAUGAAAAAAGGGAAGAUUCUUUGAAUUUUGAAUAUUCUAAUCAUCUAGGUGGUGGACUUAUGGAGCCAACCUUGGACAUGGAAUUCAUUUCUGAGGACGAUGCAAGGAAUUUCUACAAUUCGUAUGCUAAACAAACGGGGUUUAGCAUUCGUGUGAACUCUUAUUACCGUUCAAAAAAAGAUAACUCAAUAAUUUCUCGUGAGUUUUGUUGUUCUAAAGAAGGUUUUCGCCGUGACAAGCGUGCAAAAAAGAUAGACUCGGGAAAUAAUACUAAAAGGAGGUGUGCCCGGCCAAUCACAAGGGAAGGUUGCAAGGCACUGAUGACUGUGAGGAGACGGGACAAUGGGAAGUGGUAUGUAGCAAAAUUGGAAAAAAACCAUAAUCAUGAGCUAGUGACUCCAGCAAUGCGGCAUUUUCUCCGAUCUCACAGGCAGGAAGCUGAUUCAAAUAAAAGUUUGAGAAACUCAUUUAGUCCCCCUGGAAUGGACUCAAGUACUAGCAUGAAUAUCUUAACCGAAGAUUAUGACAGUUUUGGCAAGAUGGUAUAUACACCACAGAAUCAUGUCAACUAUAUUGGAAGAGGAAGGCUAAGCACUUUUGGUAUAGAUGCCCAAAGUCUUCUGGGUUUUUUCAAGAUUAUGCAAGCAAGUGAUCCUGCAUUUUAUUAUGCAAUUCAAGUUGACGAAGAAGACAGGCUAAGUAGUGUCUUUUGGGUUGAUACGAGGUCAAGGAUUGCUUAUAAUUGUUUCUCUGAUGUAGUAGCGUUUGAUACAACUUACCAAGUGAAUCAGUAUAAAAUGCCCUUUGCACCAUUUACUGGAGUAAAUCAUCAUAAACAGUCUGUGUUGUUUGGCUGUGCAUUGCUUGCAGAUGAGUCAGAAUCCACAUUCAUUUGGCUAUUUACAACUUGGCUUGAAGCAAUGUCUGGACUGCAACCAGGCUUAAUAAUAACUGAUUAUGAUGCAGCCAUAAGCAAAGCAGCACAGAGGGUCUUCUCUGAAUCAAGCCACUGCUAUUGCAAGUGUCACAUCAUGAGCAAAAUGGCAAAGGAAAUGGGACACACAUAUAGCGCACUUCCGAAGACAUUUCAAAUGGAACUUGAUAAAUGCAUUAAUAAGAGCGAGACACCUGAAGACUUUGAAUCUGCCUGGGAUUUGCUUCUUGAUAAAUACAACCUCAGAGGAAAUGAAUGGCUUCAAUCUCUUUAUAUUGAUCGCAAGCUUUGGGUUCCAAUAUACAUAAGAAACACGUUUUUUGCAGGAAUGUAUGCUACCCAGCGAAGUGGAAGUGUGAAUUCUCUUUUUGAUGGCUAUGUGAAUGCAAGAACAACCUUACAAGAUUUUGCUGAACAGUAUCAGAAGGCCUUGGAUGAUCGAUAUGAAAAAGAAGCAAAGGCCGAGUUUGAAACAUUUUACACCAAACCAAUUUUAAAGACGCCACUUCCUAUAGAAAAACAAGCAGCAGAAGUUUACACAAGGAAAAUGUUCACCAUAUUCCAGGAUGAAAUUUUUGAAUCUCUUGUUCUUGCUGUGAAAUUAAGUAGAGAUAAUGGAGAAACCAGCACAUACGAGGUAGCAAGAUUUGAUGAAGGACAUAAAUUGUACUUUGUUGAUUUUAAUCUUUCUGUGCAAAGAGCAAGUUGUAGUUGUAAGAAGUUUCAGUUUGAAGGAAUCCUCUGCAGGCAUGUAGUAGCAGUAUUUAAGGCAACAAAUAUUUUUAUGCUUCCACCAUAUUAUAUAUUGAAGCGAUGGACCAGAAGUGCAAAGGAUGAGGUCAUGUUGGAUGUACUACCCUGUGUUGAGAUGCAAGGUAAUUCCCAAAGAGGCAAGAACUCGCUAUACAAUAUCUUGUAUCAAGAAGCCAUUAAAUGCGUGGAGGAAGGCAUGGCAUCCGACCACAGUUUUAAGGUCGCUAUAAGUGCCUUGAGAGAGGCUAGGAUCAAAAUUCUUGGUGCAAAGAAAAUUCCCAUCAAUAACCCGAAGGUUGAAACUGUGGCCAGCACAAGCCAUCAAGAUGAGAACAACACAACUGGAAGUCAAGUAGACAGUUCUCCAAUUCUGGUAACUUCGCUUGAUCCCCAUACAACUCAAACAAGAGGAUCUUCAACUGAAAAUAAUAUAUCAUACCCCGGAGUUUUCAUCAAGCAAAGCUAGGCUAUGCUCAAGAUGUAAUUGCUCAUGAUAGGAUCGUGGGAGUUGCUCUUUUGGGCCCAAACACUAUUGUGGAGGACCAUCAGAACUAGAACUUUUCUACUUAGCAACUCCAUUUGGGACGGGAGUCAACAUUCCUCCAAACUGAAGGUCUUCCCAUUGAUGUUUGUUGAUCAUGUCAGCCUCUUUCUAUAAGUGCUGAUAUUUGGUUUUGAUAGCCUGUAGCACUAUUUUUGGAAGAGUCAUCUUUGCCUUAAUAAGCACUGCAAAACCUGUUUGUAAGUGGUUGAGCUAUUAUUUAUUUUAUUUUUAAUUAUUAUUAUUAUUUUUUUGGUCAAGUAUGUUGAGUAAGUCAAUGAGUUUUAUUUCGCGAUCUGUAUGAAGACUUCAGUGAAGAAUAUGAUCAGCUCAUCAUGAAGAUUUCUCAAGAUCAAAUGGUAAGGUAUAUGGUGAGUAAGUGCAUAAACACAUUAGGUUAAUAAAAUUGUAUUGAGCUGACCAUACACCUAGAUUAUGGGGUCUAUUGGAAACUAGGUGUUUUAAUAUGUUUUUGGACUUAAAGGCGUGAUGGGAUCGAUCCCUCAAUUAUAUAGUGAUCGAUCGACGCACAUUGAAGUUUGAGGGAUUGAUCCCUCCCUCCUAGUGAGCAGUUGAUCGCUCCCAGUCCAAUGAGCUGCCAAGUUAGAAAAGGCUUUUAAAACCUAUUUUGAUCGAAAUUAGGGUUCCAAAACCUUGUUUAAAGCCUGUAAAGGAUUUAUACACAUAAAAACUUGGACAUGAAAAAUUGUACACAGAUUCUCAAUUACACUUUUUUAGUUCUCACAGUUAUGCUUGUUAAUACACACAUUUCAUGAGUUUGAGUGUUCUCUUUACCAGACAUGCCCUUUGUGGUUUGGGUGAACUUUGCUUUGUUUGUGGUUGGACACACACUUCUGUGAAAAGGGACGAGACAAUGGGUCUGGUUUAUUGUUGUUGAUGGUCAUGGCAGUAUUGGAACUGUUGUUUUCGUUGGUGGGUCUGAAACUCUGAGCUGGGCACUGCAGUAUGGUGUUUGGUGCGGGUGAAGGCUGUGGGGGUGUGUAUUAGUGUUGGGAAAGCAGAGGCGGGGUUCAGGAGGAGGGUGGAAAAGGCGAGAAGUUAUGGAUUGGGGAUCUCCAUCCUCUCUAGUAAAAGCUUUUGUAUUGUAGUUUGCUGAGCAUAUAUGAAGUAAAGGUGGUGCAGUGCUGCAUCCUAGCAGUAAAUGUGUUGUUUUGAGUGUUGCAUUGAUGAUCACUGGUGUUGCAUCCUCAAAGUAAUGAUGUUGCAAUUUGGAUUCUCGUAAUAAUGGUGUUGCACUUGUAGAGGUAGCAACAGGUGGUGGGUGAGAGGAUUCUGAAUUUGUUAUUCCCUAUAUAUAUAUUUUUUAAAUGUAAUUUACACAUGUUUAUGUUUUUAUUUGUUAUGACGAUCUUUUUUGUUCAUAGCC
Messenger RNA from Cornus florida, 3917 nucleotides. Its product is annotated as protein FAR1-RELATED SEQUENCE 5-like. NCBI's taxonomy places the organism in Eukaryota, Viridiplantae, Streptophyta, Magnoliopsida, Cornales, Cornaceae. Gene Ontology annotation, molecular function: zinc ion binding. The transcript has 4 exons. The coding region runs from base 185 to 2455 and encodes 756 amino acids. Gene Ontology annotation, biological process: regulation of DNA-templated transcription. The record is from RefSeq and is a predicted model, not a curated record.